AUGCACUGGAAUUAUGAAAUGAAAGCCAGCGUUCAAAUCACUUUCUUGCGGAGGGAAACAAGAAUUUCUGCAGCAGCCGCAUUAGCAGGAGGUACCGAAAGAGCACAAAAAGCGUUAACUGCCUCAUUUGCUCUAUUGAAUUUAGUACCGGAUUCUGAAGGAAGGAAUACGUGGAGACAAGUUGGAAGAAUAUUAGGGCGCAAUGUGAAGUUACAUACAAUAAUCUGGCCUGGUGGACGGCUCGUUGCUCAUGGACAAUCAGACGGUGCGCGGACAAUUUUUCGUAUAGUUACAGCUUUAGCACCACCGUUUGUAAUGGAAGGCGAACUUGAUGAAGACGGCCAAUGUCUUAGAGGUCUCCUAUGCCAUCGACCACAAACAUCUGAUAGAGAUAAUCUCACUCUUGCCUUUAACGAUUUAGAUAGAGACAGUGAUCAAGAAGAAACAGAUUUUUUUUUCCCUACACCCAAACCAAUGUUCUCACGCAUGGCCACGCAUUGCUGCUAUGGACUGGCUAUGGAUCUCCUUGAAAAUAUUGCACAAGAACUUGAAUUUGAUUUUCAUCUGUAUAUAGUUGAAGAUGGUUUGUACGGCUCGCGAAGACUUGUUAAACCAUUUCGUAAAUUGAGCGAAUAUAGAAGUGUUGCUAAUGAAUUCCUUUUCAAUCAACAAAGCUACCGAUCACAAUACCGUAAUGGGUUGGGUAUUAAUGAAGAAUAUAAGUAUGAUGAAAAUUCCGACGAAGACCCAGAGAAAUGGAAUGGUAUAAUUGGGGAUUUAGUUUCAGGGGCAGCUCACAUGUCCUUCGCUGCUCUCAGUGUAUCAACAGCCAGAGCAGAAGUUAUUGAUUAUAGCCAACCUUAUUUUUUUAGUGGAGUUUCAAUAUUAGCUGCACCCAAUCAGAGGCCUGAUAUACCGCUACUGGCUUUUCUUUUACCAUUUUCACCCGAGCUUUGGAUCGCCAUAUUUACAUCUUUGAAUGUGACAGCCAUAGCAGUCGCAAUAUACGAAUGGUUAUCCCCAUUUGGACUAAAUCCUUGGGGGAGACAGAGAUCUAAAAACUUUAGUAUUUCUAGUGCUCUUUGGGUAAUGUGGGGUCUUUUAUGUGGUCAUCUUGUUGCAUUUAAGGCUCCGAAAAGUUGGCCUAACAAGUUCCUUAUCAAUGUUUGGGGUGGUUUUUCUGUGAUAUUUGUUGCCAGUUAUACUGCCAACAUUGCCGCACUUAUAGCCGGACUAUUUUUCCAUAAUGCUGUUGAUGAUUAUCAAGGAAGGAGUAAUUGGCUUUCUCUCCGUGUUGGGACAGCCAGGUCGUCGGUGUCGGAGUAUUAUGUCCAACGGAAUAAUCCACAGCUGGCGCAGCAAAUGCGCCGUUACGCGCUCCAAGACAUUGAGGAAGGCAUCCAGAGGCUUAGAAAUGGAACAUUGGACCUUUUAAUAGCCGAUACCCCUGUUUUGGACUACUAUCGUGCUACUGACCAUGGGUGUAAACUUCAAAGAGUAGGAGAUCAUGCACUUGCUGAGGACACUUACGCAGUUGGUAUGGCCAAAGGAUUUCCACUAAGGGAUAGCAUAUCCGCUGUUAUCGCUAAAUAUUCGUCGAAUGGUUACAUGGAUAUAUUAACUGAGAAGUGGUAUGGAGGUUUACCUUGUUUUAAAUUGAGCCCUGAUUAUGGAAUUCAACCAAAGCCACUCGCUUACGACAGGAGGUUUGGUUUGUUUCAGAAGGAACACGAACAGCGUAGACGAAGAAAGAGUAAAGCGCAAUUAUAUGAAAUGAUCCAGGCUAUCAGAAGGGUUCAACAGCGGGAUCACUCGCUGGGUUCCAUCAAAGAACAGGAAACGGUAGAAACUACUGAAACUGUUUCAGAGGAAUUAACAGAGUCCAAAUUCUUAUCGCCAUCUCCUGAAGUCUCCGCGCGAUCUCCCCGUCCAGGCCGUUCACCUAGACAACUUCGCUCCCCAAGAGGACGUCGGAAAAGAUGCAGCUUAGCCGGACUGAAUGUGAGAAGAUUCAGUACGGAUUCAGUAUUAGGAUCAGAUUCGGUGUCUAACAUCUACGAAAGAACCAGUUUGAAUAUAGGAAGAAGACUCAGCAGGGACGUAAAUUGUCUGUCUAGUUCCCCUCCUGACAUAAAUAGUCGCUUACGCACACCGUCGCCUAUGGUUCGACGAGCUGAAGGAUCUUCUACGAGGAGUUAUCAAGAUGUUUCAGAUAGAUCGGAGAGUUAUUUAUGUUCUGAUGCACCAAUAUCAAGAGCCAGUGUUGAGAUUUUAGUUUCAGAAGAGCGAGAGCUUCCCCCUGCCCCACCAUAUCCCAGAAUGUCACCUACGGGGGCGAGAUCAAAACUAUCUAUGUUGUCUGAAGAAGAACUUAUAAAACUUUGGCGAAGUUCGGAAAGAGAGGUUCGCGAAGCAUUAUUAGCUGCUUUGCAGGAGAGACGGGCUAACUUUGAUCCGAAAGAAGAUCCGGGAUGA
Molecule: messenger RNA, 2475 nt
Organism: Diatraea saccharalis (sugarcane borer)
Lineage: Eukaryota; Metazoa; Arthropoda; Insecta; Lepidoptera; Crambidae
Source: the annotation of a GenBank genome assembly